UAUUUAUUGGAAUUUGGAAGUUGGAACUAGGUGAAGUAAAUAGAGGCAGCAAACUGAACGAGUGUUUGUGGUGUAAAAGAUAAACUUCGUUGCCAUGGCCGGUCGCUGCUGCUCUUUCUUCUCUCCCUCUUCUUCUGACGUUGCUACCCUUUCACACUCUUCUCUCACACCGUCACUCUCACUUUCAACUACAACAAAAUUAAGAACAACAAGAAGAAGCUUCCUAUGUCUAAAGAGGAGAAAUGGGUCUUUGAAGCCUCUCGUUUGUGCCCUCAACAAUCCAUUGCAAUACCGGAAGCUCGGUGAUUCUGACCUUAACAUCAGUGAAAUUACUCUUGGUACUAUGACAUUUGGGGAGCAAAACACAGAGAAAGAAGCUCAUGCCAUACUCAACUAUGCAUUUGAGCAUGGCAUUAAUGCUCUGGAUACUGCUGAGGCUUAUCCAAUUCCAAUGAAGAAAGAGACACAAGGAAGCACUGAUCUCUAUAUCGGUAGCUGGCUGAAAUCUCAAUCUCGUGACAAGAUUAUUUUAGCAACAAAAGUAUGCGGUUAUUCUGAGAGAUCGAGUUACUUACGCGACAACGCAAACAUUUUGCGGGUUGAUGCUGCAAAUAUCAAAGAAAGUGUGGAGAAAAGCCUUAAUCGCCUUGGGACUGAUUAUAUUGAUCUGUUGCAAAUUCACUGGCCAGAUCGCUACGUUCCAUUGUUUGGCGAUUAUUCCUAUGAUUCUUCCAAAUGGAGGCCUAGUGUGCCGUUUAUUGAACAGUUGCAAGCUUUUCAAGAACUUAUCAAUGAAGGAAAGGUACGUUACAUAGGCGUUUCAAAUGAGACUUCAUACGGAGUGAUGGAGUUUGUCCAUACAGCUAAAGUCGAGGGACUUCCAAAGAUUGUCAGUAUCCAAAACAGCUAUAGCUUGCUUGUGCGAAGUCGUUUUGAAGUUGAUCUUGUGGAAGUUUGCCAUCCAAAGAAUUGCAACAUUGGCUUGCUGGCCUAUUCACCACUUGGAGGUGGAGCACUCACAGGAAAAUAUAUAGAUACAAAUUCAGAAGCUGCAAAAAGUGGAAGAUUGAACCUCUUCCCUGGUUACAUGGAAAGAUAUAACAAAUCGAUUGCACGGGAAGCAACUAUUAAGUAUCUUGAGUUGGCCAAGAAACAUGGUUUAACACCUGUUCAGCUUGCGCUUGGAUUUGCGAGAGAUCGUCCGUUCAUGACGAGUUCGAUUAUUGGUGCAACUUCUGUGAACCAACUAAAAGAAGACAUUGAUGCUUUUACAACAACUGAACGGCCUUUACCAGCAGAAGUCAUGGCAGACAUUGAAGCUAUCUUCAAGAGAUACAAAGAUCCCACCAUUCUUUAAAGACUGUAACACCUUUUAUUUUUUGGAAUUAUUUAAUCACUUCCAUUGACUUAAUCUGUUCCCCAUACAUAUUGAAACUAGGGUGUAUAAAACUGACUACAUUACUUAUUAAAAAAUAGUUCAAAUAACUUUGUACACUGUAUUUUCUAUUGA
Messenger RNA from Cicer arietinum (chickpea), 1510 nucleotides. RefSeq lists its product as uncharacterized. Lineage: Eukaryota; Viridiplantae; Streptophyta; Magnoliopsida; Fabales; Fabaceae. Gene Ontology annotation, molecular function: oxidoreductase activity. The record is from RefSeq and is a predicted model, not a curated record.